AUGAAUUUGAAUUCACGACGCGAAGCGAAGUAUGUCUUUUUUAUUUCUACCUCAAACUUUUUGUCUGGAUGGUGCGACGAUGUUGGCGUUUUUUGGCGAUAAACGUAAUGCUUUUCCAUAGAACUUGGUGUCGAGUCUGACUUACGACUACUGUGAUCUCGUUUGUAAAAAUGUGUUGAGUGAAAAUGGAAGCUAAUUUCAACCCGAUGCGGUCAGUUUGGAUUUUUACAUUUCUAUUCGUAUUGGAAGGAUACCAUUGCGAAGUUCUAAUCGGAGGUCUAUUCAAUGAUACGGGCGAAGAUCAUAUUGGUAAUAUGGAAGAGCUUGCGUUUAAUUUUGCUGCGCAUCAGAUUUCGGAAUCGUAUAAGUCCAGUGGUAAUGGGGUCGAGCUGAGUGUUCACACCAGACGAUACUUUCCGGAUCGCAAUUCAUCCGUGGCUAAUGAAAAAGUGUGCGAACUUAUGUCGCUGGGUGUAGCUGGUAUAUUCGGACCGCAGUAUGGCGAUUCUUAUCACAUCGUUCAAGCCAUCUGCGACGCCAGAGAAAUACCGCAUGUUCAAACAAGAUGGGACCCGCAACAGAGGACCAGUUCGUGCUUAGUCAACCUUUAUCCAUAUCCCUAUUUCUUGGCCAAAGUGUUUCCCGCCAUUGUAGAAAAGUGGGAAUGGACUCAUUAUUUGAUUUUAUACGAAAACACCGAUAGCCUAGUUCGAAUCAAUCCGUUACUGGAACACGAAUUUAAUACCAGCAUCGCAGUUAAACUCAGACGUAUCGUUGCAGACGACAUCCUCGGCUACAGACCUUUGUUGCGUGAAAUCAAAGAAUCCGAGGAGAGUAAUAUCGUUCUAGACUGUAACAUUGAAAUGUUACCAGAAAUUCUCAAACAGGCUCAGCAAAUCGGAAUGAUGGGAUCGGAUCAUAGUUUUCUCAUAACAAAUCUGGACUUUCACACAUUAGAUCUGGAACCCUAUCAAUACGGCGGCGCCAAUAUAACGGGUAUUCGGUUCUUCGAUCCGCAAGACGAAAAUUUUAUUAAGACUAUCGAAGAUUUGAACGCUUACAAUAGAGAUAAAUUCAGUUAUAAGAACGAAGAGUUGGAACAAAUUCGCCCAGAAGCAUUCUCAUUGGGAGCGGCGUUGAUUUACGAUGCUGUUUUUCUUUACGCAAACGCAGUAACUGCGUCACUGGAUGAAGAUUCGAAAAGACCAGUACCAAUGGAAUGCGACAAUGCUGAAUAUUCUUGGACACACGGUCACUCUAUCAUGAUGUACAUGAAAUUGAGUAAAUUUUCCGGUUUGACAGGCGAAAUAAAGUUUGACUAUGAAGGUUUCAGAAGCGAGUUCAGCGUUGACAUUGUCGAAUUAUCGGAAAGCGGUAUCGUCAAGGUCGGAAAGUGGAGUACAACUGAUGUAAUACGUAUGGAAAGAGCAGAAGCUCCCACGAUUAAUGAAACCAGUUACUCGUUGAAAAACAAAACAUUCAGACUUGUUUUAGCGCUGAAUUCACCAUACGCGAUGCGGAAAAAAUCAUACCAAACGCUGACUGGAAAUGAUCAAUACGAAGGUUUCUGCAUUGAUCUCAUUGCUGAAAUUAGUAAAAUGAACGAUAACUUUACUGUUGAUCUAAAAAUCGAUCCGGAGGGCAAAAGCGGUACCAACAAAAAUGGAACAUGGAAUGGAAUGAUCGGAUUCAUACAAAGGGGGCAAGCUGAUUUAGCAUGCGCUGAUAUAACAAUUAAUCGAGAACGAGAAGAAGCUGUCGAUAUCACCUCACCAUUCAUGGAUUUAGGUAUUGCGAUUUUGUAUAAAAAACCUCAGAACCAGUCACCCGGAUUUUUCUCGUUUUUGUCGCCAUUUAACACCGAAGUAUGGAUUCUAGUGGUUACUGCCUACGUUACCGUAUCGGUGCUAUUUUUCAUUAUGGGCAGAAUCAGUCCUUACGAAUGGAGAAAUCCUUUCCCAUGUAUCGAUGAUCCGGACGAAUUAGAAAACCAGUUCACAUUGAGCAAUUCAUUUUGGUUUACCAUAGGAGCACUUAUGCAGCAAGGUUCUGAAAUUGCUCCAGUAUCAGUUUCAACUCGCAUGGCGGCCGGAGUAUGGUGGUUUUUCACUUUAAUUAUGGUCGCUUGCUAUACGGCUAAUUUGGCAGCCUUUUUAACCAUUGAAACGCCCAGCGAAGAUUUCACCAACGUAAAAGAGCUCUAUGAGAAUCCAGAAGUCGAGUAUGGAUUGAUGAAAAACGGCGCAACAGAAACUUUUUUCAUGACAUCAUCGAAUGAUCUCUACCAAAAAAUGUAUCAACACAUGAAAGAUAAUGCUGAUCGAGUUAUAACUAAAAAUGCUGAAGAGGGAGUUCUGAGAGCAGAAGAUGUCAACAGAAAGUACGCCUUCUUAAUGGAGUCGUCGCAAAUAGAAUAUGAGAUGGAAAGGCACUGUACGUUAACGCAGGUCGGAAAACCUAUCGACAGUAAAGGUUACGGAAUCGCCAUGAAGAAAGAUUCGUGGUAUUUGGGCUUAUUCAGUCAAAGUAUUUUGAAAAUGCAAGAAGAAGGCACACUUAACGAUCUAAAACGCAAAUGGUGGAAAGAAAAGUACGCCACAGCGUGCGCGAAAGACGAGCCGGAUGAAGCAGAAACACUAGGUCUGCCAAACUUGGGUGGUGUUUUCAUCGUACUGGGCACAGGAGUCUUACUAGCUAUGGUAAUAGCAGUUUUUGAACAGCUAUUCUACGUGUGGUCGGUUUCCAAAGAAGAAGGUAUUUCCAUGAAAGAAAGAUUGAAAUCCGAACUUAAAUUCUUUUUGAGAUGUCGAGGAACGGUUAAGCACAUCGGAAGUGAAGAGGAUUCCAACAACAACCCAGAAAUAACUUAUUAGUUAUUAGCGCCGAGUUUCUACGUUUUUUUGUGAUUGAAUUUUCAAAACUGAAAGUGUUCUAUUUUCACGCCUUCUUUUGUAUUUUUGUGCACUAUUGAGGGGGGGGGCGGUCGAUCGAGGUAGUACAGAUUACAGUCCAAGAAGUGUGCGCAUUGUGCCGAGAUCUUGUUCUGGUGCAAAUCUGUACUCCAAAGCAAAAAGGAUAGAAGUCCAUUUCUUAAUUUUGCGCAACACUUUUUUCAAAAGCGAAUUCCUCUGCCCCAAAUAAUGCUACAGUGCUCGGAAUGAUCUUCCCCAAAUACCGCAGUUGUUCCUCUACUAUUAUCGUGGGCCGAACGAUGAGCAUGGGAACUUUAUUUUGCAAAAUCUAUAUAUAUAUGGACUUCUAUCCUUUUUGCAUUGGAGUACAGAAAUUACUUUCAGGAUAGGUCGCAUCGUUCACCCGGAUCUUGUCAACAAGUUCAUCAAAUUUUUCUAGUCAGUCAUUCGUUGUAUGUAGAUAAAUAUUUUCAUUCGAGUACACGUAGGAUAUUUUUCGUAAUGUAUUUAGUAUUUACGUAUUUAUUGUUAUUACACCGUCGUUACCUA
Planococcus citri (citrus mealybug) is the source of this 3461-nucleotide messenger RNA. Its product is annotated as glutamate receptor ionotropic, kainate 2-like. The coding region runs from base 186 to 2873 and encodes 895 amino acids. The record is from RefSeq and is a predicted model, not a curated record. Gene Ontology annotation, biological process: modulation of chemical synaptic transmission; monoatomic ion transport; synaptic transmission, glutamatergic. The transcript has 17 exons. NCBI's taxonomy places the organism in Eukaryota, Metazoa, Arthropoda, Insecta, Hemiptera, Pseudococcidae. Gene Ontology annotation, cellular component: postsynaptic density membrane; plasma membrane. Gene Ontology annotation, molecular function: glutamate receptor activity; transmitter-gated monoatomic ion channel activity involved in regulation of postsynaptic membrane potential.